Molecule: messenger RNA, 1293 nt
Organism: Aspergillus caelatus
Lineage: Eukaryota; Fungi; Ascomycota; Eurotiomycetes; Eurotiales; Aspergillaceae
Product: S-adenosyl-L-methionine-dependent methyltransferase
Exons: 3
Coding region: 1-1293 (430 amino acids)
Molecular function (GO): O-methyltransferase activity
Source: RefSeq, a predicted model, not a curated record
AUGGCAUCUCCAAAUCGAUUGAUCGAACUAUCCAAUGUCAUAGCGGAGAAGACAAAAGUCAUCUCGGAUUUCCUGGCCUCCAAAGGACUGGAGCCUCCCUCUUUCGAUGUCGACGGGCUAGCGGACUAUGCAAUUUCCCCCGACGACAAAGAGGCGUAUGAAGCUCGUCUAGAGUUGAUUACAGCAUCAAAAGAGCUCUAUGCACUUGCUCACGGUCCAAAGGAUUAUAUUCGAAACAUUUGCUGGGAUGCCAUGGAUCCAUUGUCCCUACAGGCCAUUUGGGCCUUCAGGGUCCCGCAGGCCGUCCCAUUGACUGGCAAAAUAUCUUACGAAGACCUGGCUGAGAAGUGCCAUCAAUUGAGUGGAGUUUCUGUACCACCGUUCACCCUCCGACGGAUCAUCCGCCACGCUAUCACUAACCGCUUCUUCUGCGAGCCGGAACUUGGAUUCGUUGCGCACAACCGGGCAUCCCGAGUUCUUCUCGAGGAGGAAAAUUUGGAUGCUUGGGUGGGUCUAUUGUGUAAUGACAUAUGGCCUGGCUUUGCCUGCACCGUUGAAGCUCUAAGGCGAUGGCCCGGGAGUGGGGAGCCAAAUGAGACUGGUAUUAACGUGGCCUAUAAUCAUAAUGUCGAUUGGUUCGAUCACACUUCCCGCAAUGACGUGGUCGCCGACAGAUAUAGCAAAAGCAUGAAGGCACACGGUGGUGGGGUUGGCUUCGAUAUCUCGCACACCGUGACCGGUUAUCCAUGGGCGGACCUUGGUAAGGGAACGGUUGUCGACUGUGGCGGCAGUGCAGGCUUUGCCGCGAUGGCGAUUGCGCAAGCACACCCCAACCUAACCUUUGUAGUUCAAGAUCAAGAACACACCAUCACAGAAGAGACAAAGGCUGCGGUGCCACAACACCUCAAGUCGCGAGUGAGGCUUGAAGUACAUGAUCUGUUGAAACCACAGACCGUCGUAGGCGACGUCUACUUUUUUCGCUGGGUCUUUCAUGCAUUUUCGGACAAGUAUGCCGUCCAGGUUUUGCGGUCAUUGAUUCCGGUGCUUAAGAAAGGAGCGAAAGUUGUCGUCAAUGACGGCGUGAUCCCCGAGCCCGGUACUGUUCCAUGGAUGAAUUACCGAAGCAUUAGAUGCAUGGAUCUUUUGUGUUUGGCAGUGGCCAAUACCGGUGAAAGGGCUUUGGAUGACUGGAUAGGUCUAUUCAAAAUGGCCGACCCCCGAUUUAAGUUCCUGAAUGCCUGGCAGCCCCCGAAGAGCACGAUGUGGUUCAUUGAAGUCGAGUGGCAGCCGUAA